This is a messenger RNA of Saccostrea cuccullata (small rock oyster), 2145 nucleotides long. Its product is annotated as solute carrier family 23 member 1-like. Gene Ontology annotation, molecular function: transmembrane transporter activity. NCBI's taxonomy places the organism in Eukaryota, Metazoa, Mollusca, Bivalvia, Ostreida, Ostreidae. Gene Ontology annotation, cellular component: membrane. The coding region runs from base 15 to 1784 and encodes 589 amino acids. The record is from RefSeq and is a predicted model, not a curated record. Gene Ontology annotation, biological process: transmembrane transport. The transcript is spliced from 14 exons.
CACAAUAGUACAUAAUGAAGAACGAAAACUCUGAAAUUGAAAGGAUUCUAACGACGGAUGUUGAACCUAAUGGCGAGAAUAAACCAAGACUGCAUUCAGUGGAUAUCGCUGAAACAGACCAGCCCGUCCAAAUUGAGAACAGCCAAACAAAUACAUUGCUAUAUGGUGUUUCUGAUGUCCCACCCUGGUACCUCUGUAUUUUUCUAGGUUUACAACAAGCUUUCACCGGCAUUGCGGGUGCUGUUGAAUUACCCAUAAUUCUCCGUGAAAGUGUUUGUAUGGGAGAUGAUACAGUUGGGCUUUCAGAGUGGAUUGGUACCACCCUUUUUACAACUGGUCUAGCUACGAUAAUGCAGUCAUUCAUAGGUAUACGAUUACCAAUUGUACAGGGAACAACGGUUGCUUUUUUGAUGCCCGUAUUUGCCCUAAUGUCACAGCCAGAUUGGAAAUGCCCUUCUAGUUUAACACAAGGAAUAGAGAAUUCUUCAACACCCUUUCUUGAAGUUGGCAGUGAUAAACAUAGAGAAAUGUGGCAAACUCGACUAAGUGUGGUCUCAGGAUCAUUGAUGGUGGCAUCUCUUUUUCAAAUGAUCCUUGGUAUGACGGGAAUGAUUGGAUUUUUAAUGCGUUUUAUUGGACCAAUCACGAUAUGCUCUGUGACGUCAUCCAUAGGACUCUCAUUAUUUCCCAUAGCAGUUUCUUAUUCCAGUCAGCAAUGGUACAUAGCCCUAUCAGUGAUUUUCUUUGUCACUCUGUUCUCCCAGUUCUUGAAGAGGUGGAAAAUUUUCACCAUUUUUCCGGUUAUUUUAUCCCUUGGACUGGGAUGGCUGUUGUGUUUUGUACUCACUUACACUGGAGUCCUUACCGAUCAGAAAGAUGGCUGGGGUUAUUCAGCAAGAACUGAUAUUAAGUCCUCGGUUAUAGGGAAAACUAGCUGGCUUAGGGUGCCUUAUCCAGGUCAGUUUGGAUUACCAAUGGUCAACAUUGCUGGUGUUUGUGGAAUGCUUGCAGGUGUCAUAGCAUCAGUACUAGAAUCAAUCGGAGAUUACUACGCAUGUGCAAUGCAAACGGGGGCUGGGAGACCACCUUCGCAUGCUAUAAACAGAGGGGUGGCUGUAGAAGGCCUUGGAUGUUUCCUCUGUGGACUGUGGGGGUCAGGUAUAGGCACGACGUCAUAUAGUGAAAACAUCGCUGCAAUAAAUAUUACCAGGGUUGGAAGUAGAAGAGUUGUAUUAGUAGCCGGACUUAUUUUGGUGAUAUUAGGCUGUCUUGGAAAGGUUUCAGCCAUCUUUGUUACCAUUCCACACCCUGUCUUCGGCGGUCUCUUUCAUGUAACAUUUGGAAUGGUGAUGACAGUCGGUCUGACAUAUCUUCAGUUUGUUGACAUGUCUUCGCCGAGAAACAUUUUUGUGAUUGGGAUAUCUAUUUGUACUGGACAGACCAUACCUACGUGGCUUAACCAAAACCAAUCAAGUAUUAAUACAGGUCACCCAAUACUGGACCAAGUAAUCAGUGUUAUGUUGGGAACCCAUAUGUUUGUGGCGGGAUUAAUUGCGUGUCUUCUUGAUAAUAUUAUUCCUGGAACGCAACUGGAACGGGGCUUUACGAGAUGGAAGAAGAGCACCGUAGCCUCAUUUGAUCACACAGGGGCCAGUUCUGUCUAUGGGCUUCCAUACUUUCAGAAGUACUUAAACAGAUUUACCUGGCCUUCAUACAUUCCAGUGUGUCCUGCAUUCAAAGCAAAAAGAAAACGAAGCAUGAAAACAACAUUUUCCUCUGAGUAAAAUCUUUCAACAAUUACAUGUUUUAUUGUUUCUUUUGCUAUAUUCUUGUUGAUUUUGUCUUAAUUAAGGAAUAGAUGAUACGAACAAAAAAAAAAAGUAAAUGUCUGGAUUUUGAAUUGGUAUAUAUUUUGGGCUUAAUUUUAUUUCAAGUUAAUGAUGCAAAUAAUAAAUUUCUAAAAUAAGUGUGAAUGCUUACAGAACUUCUGUAUAUGAAAAAAAAAAACUUGUGGCCUUAAACUCGACUUUCAGGUAUAGUGCAGACUUUUUCUUACUUUUUUAACAAUACAUUUUGUAAUUCCAUCUAUAUGUACAGUAAAUAUAUUCCUGUGAACCCAAAAUAAAGUCACCUCGGAUUCUGCUG